UUUGCUUCAGUGGAUUCAUACCUGCACAAAAGGUCCAGACAAACGGCAGAAACCAACUCUGGUCCAUUUAAAGUGGACCAAAUGUGUCAUGAUUGAAUACAAUAAGUCUCAAAAUUUUUGCUGAUGAUUUUUAUGACCAUCCAGUUUUUUAUUAUUUUUAAAACAUGGAGAAUGUGUAGGGUUGGAAAAGUACCAAAAUCUGACUUUUUACACAACUAUGUAAAAAGUUGUGUAACAUGAUUAUGGAUCAUCAUGUUUCAAGGUUAUUCAAACAUAAUGAUCCAUAAUUAAGUUGUUUCUGAUGGCUUCCAUGUCAGUUGACCAAGAUCAGGCUUUUCCUAAUUGUUUAAAUACCAAGUAUAUUUAGUUAAAAGAAAGUCGUAAAAAAAAUCCUAUAAAGUCUUUUUAUUUUGGCAUUUAGGAAAGAGACGUAAUGUUUGUUAAACAGUAAAUGUUUAAUCUUAUUUGAUGUCAGUGGGAAAAAAGGAAUGUGGAUUACUGGUCUUUAUUGUCAUUUGCAUGCUGCUUUCCAUACAGAAGAAGAAAAGCAAGUAACUUAAGACGACUGUCACAAAACAUCCACUACACACCAUUCAGAGACACCUUUAAACACGCUUUGCACAGCUACUGUAACAAAAGUUUAAUUCAGAAGUUAAUUUUUAGUAGCCUCUAUUAUUGCUGAACACAGGACUCAGGAAACAUAAGCUUCAUAGCAGCCAUGGAAAAUGUCAUAAAGCUAAUGAUUCUUGCAGGACUUUGUUCUCUUUGUCUCUGUGUGUAUCAGUACCAAUAUGUCUUAUUCCACACUCCAAAAACCUGGACGGAGGCGCAGAGCUACUGCAGGGAAACGUGCGUUGACCUGGCCACCAUGGAAGACAUGAAUGAGAUGGAUAUGGCUCUUCAAAGUGUUGGAGAUGACUACAGUGAUGCCGUAUGGAUUGGGUUGUACAAAGGAAGCAACCCAAAGUGGCACUGGUCUAUAGCAGACAAAGAUUUCUACAAGGAUGGAGAAGAAAAUUAUCUAAUAUGGAGCUCGUUAGGUGUCGACAACUGUGGUGGUUACGAUUCUGGAAAACUUUUUACAGUCUCUUGUCCUGUUACCAGAUAUUCAGUCUGCUUUGAUAGUUCAGAACAGGGAGCAGCUCAGUACAUCCUCAGACCAGUGCUGACGAAUUGGACCACUGCUCGAGAUUUCUGCAGAAGAAAUUACACAGACCUGGUCAGCUUGAGGAAUGACGCAGAAUACACGACAGUCCAGGAAGUAGCCAAUGGAAAUUCAGUAUUUGUUGGUCUCUUCAGAGACCCCUGGGUUUGGUCAGACUUGACUGACUCCUCUCUGAGGUACUGGAGGCAAUCCCAAGUGGUAUAUCCAAAAAACAGUGAAUAUUGUGUAGCUUUGCUGAAGAAUGAAUCUGGUAAAUGGGGAGACAGGAAGUGCACAGAAAUGCAGCCUUUCCUCUGCAAAUGCAAAAAAUCUAAUCUGCAGAUUGUGAAACUGGGGAUCAGCCUGCAGGACUCAACUUUAGAUCUGAAUGACCCUACAGUGCAAAACAGCAUCUUGGAGCAAAUGAAGCAAAGGCUGAGUGAAAAUGUGAAUGAUGUCAUCCAUGUUAACUGGAAAAAACACUCAGAUGGAAGAGUUUUCAUCAAGGAAACAGAGAAACACAACCCAUGAGAGGAAUACAGCAGGACUGCUAAGAUUCUGACUUGAAGAUGUAAAAGCCCACCAACCAGGAUGGAAAAAAAACUUUUAGCUGUUGCUGAAAUCUAUAGAAAAUUAAUGAAGAGCAAAUGCUGGCACCUCUGACAACCCCUCUGAAGUUUAGUGUAUGGAGACCAACACCAGACAUUGUUGAACUUCCUUCAGGUUAAGCAACUGUUCCUUUCUUUUUUAUGCAUUUUAAUGGGAAAGGAACAUGUUCACCACUUUACACAACACAAGAAAAGUGAAUAAACUCUCCAUUGUUGCAGCUACUGCAGUGUUUCAAACUGUCAGCAGCCAUAUUGGAUUUUGAUGAAGGGGUUGAUGAGAUGACCUUCGAGUUUAAUUUUCCUGCUAGGAAUUUUUAGUUGGAUGUUUUGCUAC
Molecule: messenger RNA, 2086 nt
Organism: Xiphophorus hellerii (green swordtail)
Lineage: Eukaryota; Metazoa; Chordata; Actinopteri; Cyprinodontiformes; Poeciliidae
Product: macrophage mannose receptor 1-like
Exons: 8
Coding region: 719-1675 (318 amino acids)
Source: RefSeq, a predicted model, not a curated record